AAAGAGGCCAAAUUAGACGAAGGGCCGAACGACUAACCAGAUAUUAAAGAUGCAGUGGAGUCUCUUUCUGCUGAUUCUGAUGGGGCAGUGUUUCUUCUCCACCUGUUACCUGUAUGAGUACCACUUUAUUAGAGAAAACAAAACCUGGGAAGAAGCACAGAAAUACUGCAGAGAGAAUUAUGCAGACCUGGCCAGCGUGUUUGACAUGGCAGACAUGGAGAGACUGCGUGAAUCCACAGAGUAUGAAGGUAAAGCCUGGAUUGGACUGUUCAGCAACCCAGGAAAAGAAAACAGGAUGUGGCAUUGGUCUCUGCCAGGGGUGAAAUACAAUGAACUUGAAACCAGAUGGGGACCUUCUGAAACAGAUGAUCAAAAUGAGAACUGUGUGCAGACAAGAGGAAACUGGACACAUGUCAGUUGUGACAAAAUGAUGUGGUUCAUCUGCUACGAUGGAAAGAAGAGAGACGGUAAAUCGAUCCAUUUGAUUAAAGACCCCAAGACCUGGAAAAAGGCUCAGAACUACUGCAGAGAUCACUACACUGACCUGGCCAGUGGACUCGAUCAGGCGGAUGGGGAAGAAUUUAAGAUCCUGAAGCAGUCUCAGGGCUCUCCGAUGAAUGUGUGGAUUGGCCUGUUCAGAGACACCUGGAGGUGGUCAGAUGGAAGUAAUUUCUCUUUCAGGCACUGGAAUAUGGAAACAUUUUAUGACGGACAAAACAACAAGAAAUGUGCUGUGACUCUGUUAAACACAUCAGGAAAAUGGAGCUCUGAUGAAUGCAACAACAAAAAUCCUUUCUUCUGUUAUGAUGAUAAAUUGAUUCUGAUCAAUGAAAACAAGACCUGGGAGGAAGCCUUGGAUUACUGCAGACUGCACCACACUGACCUGGUCUCCAUCACUAACCCUCACCAACAGAGAGAGGUUGAGAGGAGAGCCAAGAAUGCCAGCAGUCCCUACGUAUGGGUGGGACUGCGCUACGCCUGCGUGAUAUAUCUGUGGUUCUGGAUCAGUGACAAACGAGUCUGCUACGAGAACUGGGCUGAUAAAGGAAAGAUUGAUGAGUGUCAUAGGUGUGCAGCUAUGGAAAGAGGAGGACGGUAUCAAUGGGUCAGUCAAAGAGAACAUGAGAAAUAUAAUUUUAUUUGUUCUAAACAAUAAGCUUUAAACCUCUCUGACUCACUGCAGGUUAAUUAUUGCAGCAGAAAUAAUUUGUUUUUAUGAUUUUAUCAAGCACU
Molecule: messenger RNA, 1233 nt
Organism: Pelmatolapia mariae (spotted tilapia)
Lineage: Eukaryota; Metazoa; Chordata; Actinopteri; Cichliformes; Cichlidae
Product: macrophage mannose receptor 1-like
Exons: 5
Coding region: 50-1156 (368 amino acids)
Source: RefSeq, a predicted model, not a curated record